AUUUAUGUCUUGUCAGUGGCGGUAUUUUUUUUCAUCCAAUUAUUUUGACAGUUCAAUAAUUAAAAACAUAAACACAAAAAAUUAUAUAAACAAUGAUAAAAUUUGUAGAUUUAAAACUUCUUUUAUUUCUUCUUGUUUUAACAACAGUAUCUGGAGAGAGAAUAAAAGAUAUGAUAUACAAAACAAUUGAUGGUGUUACACCUUGUUUUCGUCGUCACAAUGGAACUCAUCAAUUUGGCUGUUCUUCAAGUAGAGAAGGAAGUGUUGGUAUUAUUCAUAUGAUUGAAAAUGAAACUGAUGUUUUAUGGCUGGAAAAAAAUGCUACAGCUGGUUUAUACACAGCAGUUUUAUUAUUUUCAUUAUUUAAAAAUGACAUUAUGUCUAGAUUACGUAAAACAAAUAAAAUAAAUGGUGUAUUAGUUGUCAAAACAAAUGAUACUGAUCCGUCCAAAUUACCAAAUGGUUAUUCACCAGAAAGUACAUGUCCCAAUAGAUAUUCUGGUAAUCCAACAUCAUGUAAUGCUGAUAAACCAUGGAAUCCAUAUGGAAAUAAUUUCCUCCUGGAAGAUUGGCCAUUUCCCAUAUUUUUCAUGAAGAAUGAUGAAUUAUUCAAAACAAUUAAAGACUGUUUUAUAAAAUACAAUUAUCAUGAUAUUGAUAAACAAAAUGAACGUUCUUUAUGUGCAUUAGAAAUGCAAAGUUUUAUGUAUUCUGCUGUUAAUUCAGAGACAUGUAUGAGACGUAAUAAUCCAUCUUUGUAUAUGAAUCCAACAAGAUUUUGUGAUCCACUUGGUGAUGAAAAUAUUUUUUUGCCCUUAUCACCUCUAACAAAUAAAUCAGAAUCAGUUGUUAUUGUUACUGCAAAAUUUGAUGCAACAUCAUUAUUUGAUGGUAUUUCACCUGGUGCAAAUAGUGCUGUUACUGGUUUUGUAACACUUAUUGCAACUGCAUAUUAUUUAACACAACUUAAUGCAACUAUUAACUCUAAAAAUGUUUUGUUUACAUUAUUUAAUGGUGAAUCCUUUGAUUAUAUUGGAUCAAGUAAAUUUAUUUAUGAUUUAAAAAAUAAUAAUAACGAUGGUUUUUCUAGUGGUCAAUUAAAACUUGAUCAAAUUAAAACUGUUAUUGAACUUGGACAACUUGGUGAUAAAAAAUUAUUUCUUCAUGCAAAUAAUCAUAAUGGAAAUGAAUUAAUUGAUGAUAUUAAAAAUUCACUAAAAUUUGAUGAUAAUAAUACACUUGUUGGUAGUAUACCACCAGCUUCAAUACAAAGUUUUUUACGUGAAAAACCAAAUAUAAGUGCUGUUGUUAUUGCUAGUCAUGGUAAACAAUUUGUCAAUAAAUAUUAUGGUGGUAUUUUUGAUACAUCUGAAACAACAAAUAUUACAGGUGAUUUACAUAUUAAUUUAGCAAAUAUUGCAAUGAAACUUGGUGAUUCUCUAUAUAAAUAUGUUACAAAUGAUGAUCCAACAAAAGUAAUAAAUAAAACAAUAGUUGAAGAUCUAGUUAAAGAAUUACUAACAUGUUAUUUAGAAGAUGAAAAAUGUAAUUUAUUCGUUGCAUCAUCACCAUUUGGUGUAAAUUUUUUAAAUCCAGUAUUUCCAUUGUAUGUUGGUGUUGAAUCAAACCAAAAUGCUAUAACAUCAGUAACUGGACGAUUAAUGAUAUUUUUAACUAGUGAAAAAUAUCCAAAUAUGACAUCACAAGAAUGUGUUCCACAUAAAUUUGCAUGGUUGAGUGGAUAUGAUUCAAAAGGAAUUUGUAUUAAAAAUAAUAUUAAAUAUUCAAGAGCAAUUAGUCCAGCAUUUUUAAUUGAAGAUUACGACUUGAAGUCUAAUAAAUAUUCAACGUGGACAGAAUCAGUUUGGCAAAAAUUGAGUGUUAGAAUGUUUCUUAAACCAUCAGCAGCAAAUGAACGUUUGACAAUGACUGUUGGUGGAACUGUUGCUAUUUUAUCAUUUAUUAUUGUUUGGUUUGUUAAUUCAAAAUCUGAUAUAUUAUUUAAUCGUAAUAUUAAUGAUUGUUAGGAUAACGCUGCGGACCACAUAUUAAUGACAAGGAUUAGAAAUUUAAACAAUAAUCAUUUUGUUCCUGUUACAAGCCUAUAAUGAUUAGUCAUUUUGUAAUCCCAUUUAUAUGUGAUUCGCCCUCGGACAAUAAUUAAAACACUAUGAACAUUUUUUUAAAAAGAAGAAAUAUAAUUACUUCUUGUUCAUUUGAUUAUUUUCUUGUCGAAAUCAGUCGGGUGGGGUUUUUUUUUUUUUUCAAUAGAAAUAUUUCUAAUAAUUAUUGUUAGUCACUUGAGAAUUGUUAAAUAUUAUUUUCUUUUUUUUUUUUCUUUUGUCUUUAAGUAUUCCAAAAAUUCAUGAUUUUAAAAAUCAUACUGAGGAAUUAUUAUUUAUUUUUUGAUUUAUUUUUUUAAUUUUACAAUGUGCUUAUUAUAAUUGAUGGAAAAAAAAAAACAUUAAUUACAUUUCCCAGUGUACAGUAUGUUGUUUUUAAGUUAAUUUAUAAUUUAUACUUUUUUUUUUUUUUUUAAUUUAAUUGAUAAAUAAAUAUACCAGUGCUUAUAAUUUUUAAUUAAAAAAAAAUUAAUUUUAAUAACAUAAAUAUACAGGAUUAUGUGGGACUAAAUGAACACCUUGAAAAAAAAAAAUUAAUAAAUAAAAAAAAAAAACAUGAAAAUUACUAUAAAAUUGAGUAAUAAUUUUUUUUAAUUUUCAUUUUUAAUCUAAUAAUUAAUACAAAAAAAAAAAAAAUCAAUUUUUACACAAUAAAAAAAGGCAAAAAACAUUA
Molecule: messenger RNA, 2796 nt
Organism: Aphidius gifuensis
Lineage: Eukaryota; Metazoa; Arthropoda; Insecta; Hymenoptera; Braconidae
Gene: Nct
Product: nicastrin
Exons: 7
Coding region: 93-2027 (644 amino acids)
Biological process (GO): Notch receptor processing; protein processing
Cellular component (GO): membrane
Source: RefSeq, a predicted model, not a curated record